AUGUCAUCCACGCAUAGUAAUAAUGUAGGACAACCUCUAUCUUCCUCACAGGGUCCCCCAACGGAACAGCAAAGAGUUCAACAACAGUAUCAAAUUUUCGAGAACUCAUUACCCAAAGUAAGUCAGUCAAUUUAUCAGAUGCUGUUGAACGAGAUGGUUCCUUUGGCUAUGGAGAUUGAGAGACAUUUAUCGGGCGAUGUUAUAAGUUCUGAUAGCAAUGUAACUUCCGAAAAUGGUAACAUCAGUAGCAUGAUAAAGAGACUGAAGAUAGAAGAGAAUCACACGGUAGACCUCAAACGUUCACAUAACUUGAUAUAUGAGCUAUAUAAGGCAGAAGAAGAGGAAAAAGAAAGGGUCUUAGCAAGGCUGAGGAACACUGGAUUUCAAAUUGGAUCGAAACUGUCUGAAUUAUUGAUAUUUUCCAACAAUCCCAAUUUAAAAUUCAAAGAAAUGGAUCUUUUAUUGAUAAUGAAGUUCAUUUGCAGGGAUGUGUGGAAACAAAUAUUUGGUAAGCAGAUCGAUAAUCUGAAAACAAAUCAUAGGGGAACUUUCUAUCUGCUUGAUUACGACUAUCGACCUAUUCAAUCGUUUUCUUUAGAUGAAGGUGCAAAGAGCGAGGAAUUAAAGAUGAUAGAGCCCUUUUUAGAGAUACCUGUGGGUAUUAUCAGAGGCGUCUUGUCUUCAUUAGGUUAUUCUUCUGAAGAGGUUAUCUGCUUAGCGUCUUUCAUUGAUAGGCCUACAGAGAAACCUAAAACAACUUUCCCCAAGGGAGUUAGUUUCCACGUUCAAGUAACAGUGCCGCAAUAA
Saccharomyces mikatae IFO 1815 is the source of this 807-nucleotide messenger RNA. It is a transcript of the gene TRS33, whose product is annotated as Trs33p. Gene Ontology annotation, biological process: regulation of GTPase activity; endoplasmic reticulum to Golgi vesicle-mediated transport. Gene Ontology annotation, cellular component: TRAPP complex; trans-Golgi network; cis-Golgi network. The coding region runs from base 1 to 807 and encodes 268 amino acids. Lineage: Eukaryota; Fungi; Ascomycota; Saccharomycetes; Saccharomycetales; Saccharomycetaceae. The transcript has a single exon. The record is from RefSeq and is a predicted model, not a curated record.